Pomacea canaliculata is the source of this 4459-nucleotide messenger RNA. Its product is annotated as coiled-coil domain-containing protein 9-like. NCBI's taxonomy places the organism in Eukaryota, Metazoa, Mollusca, Gastropoda, Architaenioglossa, Ampullariidae. The record is from RefSeq and is a predicted model, not a curated record.
CUUUUUCUUGGACAGGGGGAAGUUACGUCCCUUCUCUGGAGAAACGUCAAAGCUCUUUAGUGUGAGAGUCGCAAAGGGUAGCUGGAGAUUCGGAUCAUGGACCAUCUUUCGUAAAACUAAAAGGGGCAGUUUUCUUCAUGAGUAUAUAGCCAUCUGCAGAAAGGAAACAAAUUCCAGAGGGGGCAUAUCACACAAAUCUUAAUCAGCAUGGCAUCUGCUAGUCAAGACUCGCACAAGGAGUUGUUUCUGGACAUCCUGACUAAAGAAGAAAAAGAGGCUCUCCUCAACAAAAAGAUGGAGGAUAUUCGGAAACGCAAUGAAGCUCUUCAAAAACGUCAUGCUGAAAUAGAAGCUGACAAGAAGCGAGCAGAAAAGUCAGGAAGUGCUGUCCCUGCCCAGCUAGUUCAGCGAGAUUCCCCUGUCCUACAUAGGGCAGUAUCUCAACCAGAGGACAAAAGGUCCCGUCAGCAAGUACAGCAACAGCUGCAGCUGCAGCCAGUUCAGAUCCAGCAGGUGCAGCAGCAGAGUAGACCAGCUACCCGCAGUAAACCCCUGCCUCAGGCCCAUGCAGCUGGGGUCAACAGGGGUCCCAAGGACCGGCCCAAAUCACAGGACAUUCGAUCUGAUGCCUCCUAUGAGUAUGAGCCCAUAGUUGACAUCGCUGAUCUUGAUUCUAGACAUUCAAAGGGCUCACAGUCUCCUUCCAAAAGUAGGCGGAACCCACCUAGAGAAAGAGACUCUGUGCUUUCGAACCUUGGGGAAGCCUCCCGCAGACGUGGCCAAUCCAGAAACAACAACAGUUAUGAGCAGCCUCAACACAAUGACAUGCAGGACUUGCCUCAUGAGCCUCGACAGGGAUAUGCCAUUGUAUCUCAAACAUUUAGCAGCCGUAUGCAUGGGCGGGGUAGAUUGGCCAUGGAGGAUGGGCCACCACCAGAUCCUGGCUACAAUUUUCUAGCUGACAGAUCACGGGAUACAGAUGCUGCAAAACGAGAGGCUAUUAGGCAGAAGGAGGUUCUGCGCCAGCGACAUCCCAGAAAUUUUGGUGGAGGAGAUUUCAACAAUGUAAAGACCCAGAUAAAAAUGGACAAGCAGAAGGAAAAAGACCGACGCAGCUUUCCUCCCAAAAAUAAACUGGAAAUGACAAUGAUAAUGACUGGCUCAGAGAGAUUCCAGUAUGAGGAAUGGAAGGCUGAACGCAUGAGAGUAGACAAAGAAAGGCUGGAGCGUCAAAAAACAGCAUCUGGCGAGUGGCGCCGAGACUGGGAUGCAGAAAAGAAUUUUGCAGACUUUGAAGAUCUUACAUCAUCCAGCCGAACUGAGCCAGCUAAAAGACCAGCUGGACGGAUAGGUAGUGGCCGAUUUGACCGUGGCGACCGAGAAGAUCGCAGAGCUGAAAAUCAAUUGACGAAAGUUCCAAUCAGCAUCCAGACAACCGUUGAAGCUGAGCGUAAGCCACCUGCAGGUCGAGGCAGAGGUCGUGGUAGAGCUAGGGGUCGAGGUCAGGGAGGAAUGACAGGAGCAGGAGAGCGCCCACCGCGUCCUCGCACUUGGUCUGGUGGAGAUGACUCUCGCAUUGUAGAGUGCACGAAUGACAUGCUGUUGGUGAAAAUAGACAAAUCUCGGGGUAUCGAUGAUCAUUCAGUGGAGGUGGAGUACUCUGAGGAUGUGCCUGUUGAUAACACUCGUAAGUCAUCAUCUCCAACAAAAGGCAAGGUGCCUGCUCGUAAGGACAGCCCAGUCAAACAGCGUGCCCAGUCUCAUCAUGCCCAUCCGCAACCAAAGCGUGAACAGUUUCAGGAUGCAGAUGUAGCACCUAUGGAGAGCCCACCGGCACCAUCAGCAGUUGGUGACACAGUGGUUAUGUCAGCACCUCAAGCAGUUCCUGCCACUGUACUCAGUCAAGAUAGCAGCAUGGAUGGUCGACCUUCUAGCCUCUCACAGUCCCUCUCUCAUGGGGACACAGAUGAGUGGGAGGAUGUAACAGGCACAGACUCUGAUAUGUAUGGAACAACAGAAGAUGAAGGUGACAGUGCCAUAAAAAAUAAAAGUUGUGAUCAAUCCAGACAAGAAUGCAAGUUAAACCCUGAGGCUCCAGUUUUUCUACCCACUUCUCCAGAUUUGACAUCACCUGCUCAUGUGAAUGUGUAUAAUUGGACAAAAGAAACGAAGACUCCAGUAACACCAUCUUCUCCAGACUUGCAACAACUGUCAGAUUCACCUGAAAAAAGUAGUCCCGAUGCUGUUGAUUUGGCACCUAAAGUGCAGAUGGAUGAAAAUCUUGAGCUCAGCCCAGUCGCAGAAAAUGAAAAAGAUCAACACCUUCAUAUCAGUCUGGAGAAAGAAGUAACAGUCUUGGAAGACACUGUUAAUGGACAAAAUGAGUCUGAAGAUACCCCUGCGCAGAUGGCUCCGAGGAAGGUGCUUAUCCAGAAGAAUACUUAGAAAAUGGUUCUGGCUUAGAUGAGGCUCUAGAGUCUUACAGUGCAGAGGGUUGCGAAGAAACUUCUCUAAAUGGUGAAGAAAUGAAUGAAGAUAAUGCAGAGGACAAUGCUCUGGAACCUGAUGAUAUUGCUGAGGAAGCUUCCUACCAGCAAACAGGCCAGUCCUUAGCAGACGAAUUAUCUAGUUUUGGCAAAGACAGUGAAGCUACAGAAUCUGAAACGGAAGGAGAAACCCCUAAUAUUGGCAAAGACAAUGAAGCUACAGAAUCUGAAACGGAAGGAGAAACCCCUAAUAUUGGCAAAGACAAUGAAGCUACAGAAUCUGAAAUGGAAGGAGAAACCCCUAAUGCUGGCAAAGACAAUGAGACUGCAGAAUCUGGGCUUGAAGGAGAAACUAUUGUCAGCAAAGCCAUAGAAAGUAAUGGCUCAUGUGAAAACUUUUGGGGAAAAGUUGAUACAGAUGAUGCCCCUGGCAGUUGCUCCACUGCCCCAGAACAGUGUGAUAUAACCCCUUCCAAAGAUGAGGAGCAGAUGGCUGCUGCGGUGGAAGAUAAGUCAAGCAUUGAGCCAGUCCUUGAAGCUAGCACUUUAUCUUCCACACAGAGUUCCUUGGAUCAGCAAUCAGGUGCAACAGAACAGAUGUCACCAUCAGUUUUGGAGCCUGAUGGCUGCAUCUCUUCAGAAAACGUGGUUUUAGCUCCCCUUUCAGCUGCAGAUUUGUGAAGCAAAAGGAUGCUGAAACCAUUUCUUUUUUUCGACUGCCGUCCAGUAUUUAGUGCAAGUGGGAGUUGGACGGUGGAUGCUACUAGAGGGCAUCAUGGCAAUGAUGUUUCAUGUUUUUCUAUGUGUUCUAACACUUUUCUAACAAGUAUUAUUUCAAAGAUCACUGUUCUCUGCAUGAAUAAUUAGUGUGCCUUCAAGGGAGGAGUCCUAGUGGUCAGGAAUAUUUUGCCAUGCUCUAAAGGCAAUAAGAUCUGUAUUCUUUCAUGUAAUCAUCUUUUCUUCAUUUGCACUGCCUCUUGUAUGUGACUAAUGAGUAUGGUCCUUUUGAGUUUUUUAUGUUUGUUAUCACCACACCUGCACCAUGUAUGUAUAUUUAAAGCAGUUUUUAGGUGUUGGUGCAGAAUACUUGUGAUAUUGCUUUUAAUUUAAUAUGUGGACCUUUUGUCAUUUCAUUUGUAUGAGAAUACAUUUCAAGUCCCUUCUGUUUGUUCCAUGUGCAAUAACUAGUUGGAAGGAAACUGAUUAGUGUGGAAGGAAGACCUCUUUAACCAAGUCUAGAGCUUUGUACAAGAGCUGCAAAAUGUAGUCUUCCAGUACAGUCGCAGUUGAGCAUCUUGCUUGAGCUGCAUAUGGGGGAAUUCUCCAUUUGCUUAGUUCUGGGUGGUUUGUUUGAAAUCUGGUUUUUUUUUAAAAUUUGUGUGUGCUUUUUAUGUGAUUUAAAUAUGAGAAUGGUUGAUGCAGUUCUAGCUUAAUUUGUAGUAUUGUUUUUUUCUAAAAUUUUAUUUUACAGAAGGUAUUUUGUGACCUUACAUUUGAUCAUGCCAUUUUAUCACAUUAUAUAGAAAAUCAUAAAUUGACUGUGGAACCACAGAUCAUUUUUGACUGGCGCUGUAUAAUACUAUCAUCAGGUAUUUGCCAAAAGAUAUGCAGCAAAAAAAAAAAAAAAAAAAAAAAAUCGCUUGUAUUCUGAUCUUUCUGUCCAUACAAAAUCAUGCUAUUUUGCAUUUGUAGCAAGUGUUUUCACUGUGAAUAGUGAUGCGAGUGUGCUUUCUAAUGUUUGGACUAUCAGAACCAUUUUUUUGUGGAUAUGUAUCCAGGAUAACCAUCAUCAGCAUUUGUUUUCAAGAGACAGCAACCAUAUUUGUAACUUACAAAUGACCCUUAAAGUGCAGGGACAUUCCCACAGUGUAUUACGACAGUUUCAGUGGACAGUGCAUCUUACAUCAGGUGCCUAGCCCUCACUGCUGGCUUGGCCUGGAGUUUUCCAGUUUAAUAAAAAUGGCCAAUAUGAA